AGUGGAGAGUGGACGCCACAUUCGCCGCCACAAGUAGCGAAGCCGGCGUGUGAGGAAGGAACGUUCGUCGUUCACCGAAUUUAUCGAGCUUGUUCACUUACGAUCGACAUACGCAUCCGGCACCAUGGUUGGCGUCGACGAAUUAUUCAUAUCCGGCCUCGUGUAUGAAUAUUUAUUGAAGAAAGACGCGUCGUUGGCGGCGGUCUUUCAGAAAAAGACAAACGCGCCUUCCCUCUCAAAAGGAUGCCCGACGUUAAUAGAAGUGUUUAGAUAUUUCCAAAAGGGCUCUCCAAAGAAAGUCUCAGUGAUCGCGCAAAAUAAAAAGAGCAGCUCGGAUUCGAGUUCGGAAAGUGAAGAGGAGACGGGAAAGAAUGUUGCACAAGUCAACGGCAAGAAAUCGGUAAUUGAGACAGUGCCUCUUAAGAAGGUAGCAGAAUCUUCCUCGGAAGAGUCUUCCAGCGAGGAGGAAGAAGAAGAGGAAGCACCAGCUCAAAAAGUAACGAAGAAAGGGAGUAAAAAUGCCAAGGCACCUGUGCAGAAAGCGGAGAGUUCUGAUGAAAGUUCUGAUGAUCCUGAGGAAUCGCCAAAAGUUCAAACGAAAUCUGUGCAAGAAGCAAAAACGAAUAAGAAAGUAAAAUCUGCUCCUCUCAUGAAGGCAGCAAAGGCAGUUUUAAAAGCGGUUCAGUCAUCCGACAAAAAUUCAUCUGAAUCAUCCUCAAAUGAUUCAUCUUCCAGUAAUUCAGCUAACAAUCAAUUAGGAAAGCCAAAACAGACUAUCAAACAGUCGGCACUCAAGACGUCCACCCCAAAAGCGGCCAAAACACAACCACAAAAACAGAAUAAACCGACACAAGCUGCAAAAGCAGAAUCAUCGAGCGAGGAAGACAGCAGCGAGGAGGAACCAAUGCCGAAAAAACUGGUUCAAAGUAAAUCGGCAGUGCCAGCAAAGCAAACUGCCAUGGAAGAAUCUUCGAAUGACGAUAGCAGCGAGGAGUCUGUUCAGGAACCAACUUCAACAACCGCCACUAAGAAUCCAACUCCGGCAGUCGCCGCUAAAAAAGAAUCUUUGUCGAGCGAAGAAGAGAGCAGCGAAGACGAAACUAAGGCAGUCCCAACAAAAGCAGCUGCAACUUUGAAGGCACAGAAUAAAUCGACGCCAGCAAAAGUAGUUAAAAAAGCAGAAUCGUCAUCGAGCGAAGAAGACAGCAGCGACGAGGAGGAACCAGCGCCGAAAAAAACAGCUCUCAGUAAACCAACAGUACCAACAAAAGUAGCUACCAAGAAAGAAUCUUCAAGCGAGGAAGAUAGCAGCGAGGAGGAGCAGCCUGUUAAAAAACCAAUCUCAGCAGCUGCUACUAAGAAGUUAACUCCGGCCGGUAAAAAAGAAGAAUCCUCAAGCGAAGAAAGUAGCGAAGAUGAAUCUCCUGUCAAAAAACCAGCUUCCACUAAGCAAAAUGCUGCCGCUAAUAAAAUUAGUUCCGUAAAGAAAGAUUCGUCAAGCGAUGAUUCGGAGGAUGAAUCUGAUGAAAAAGAGAAACCAGCGACGAAAACAGUAGCGAAAGCAGCGGUUAAUAAAACACCGAAGAAGCAGGAAUCUUCCAGCGAAGAGUCAGAUGAUUCAGAAGAUGAGGCACCGACAAAAGCACCAGUCAAGGCACCCACCAAAAAGGAAUCCAGCGAAUCCAAUUCAGAUUCCAGCGACUCCAAUAAAGAGAAGGCAAAAAUUCAAACGCCAGCUAAGGGACAAAAAAGGAAGCAUGACAAUGAUGAAGAAAAAACGCCAGCAAAAGGUGCAAGAAAUAACUAUGGAAACUUUGUAAAAGCUAAUAAUAGCUUCGACGGAGAUAAGUCACAGAAAACUCGUACAUUUCAACGUGUGCAAAGCGACAUCCAAUUGGAUCCUAAGUUGGCUAAUAAUUCCUUCGAAGCAAAGAAAGGUGCACGAGGAUCAUGGGGAGAACGCGCUAAUGAAGUACUGAAGUUUACAAAGGGCAAGAAGUUUCGGCAUGAGAAGCAAAAGAAGAAGCGUGGCUCUUACCGCGGCGGGCACAUAGAUGUACAAGUUAAUUCCAUCAAAUUCGACUAUUAAGCAGUUAUACACAAACAAUUCGUGAUUCUUUAUAACCAUAUUUAAAUCCAUAAAAUAAUUUUAAAUUUAAUACCGACUUAUACCUAUUGUAAACAAUGUAUCUAUGUUAAAAUAUAUAAGACAGCUGUUGUCUAGUAUUUUAAAGAAAAGACGAGAUUUUAUAACAAGUUCGGUUGAUACAUUCACUGAUGGACAAUUGAAGCUAUAUAACUGAAAUCAUACUGGAAGUGAAAUAUUUAGCAUAUUUGGCGAAAUAUGUGCACAUAAAAUUUCAUUGAGCUAAAUAUUUGCGUUUAUAAUUCUAUAGAUAACUACAUAUAUGUUGUAUGCAUUUAACUGAUUUUGCUAUUCGAGAAAAUAUUGAACAUACUGUUAUCAAACAAUAUAUACUUGACAAAACCGCAAUUUUUUAUUUUUUCAGUUAUUUUCUCAUGAUUUUCUAUAUCUGUAUGUCAUGAAGGUCUGUGAAUUUUAUUAAAGAUAAUUCACAAGUGCUAAUAA
Messenger RNA from Wasmannia auropunctata (little fire ant), 2590 nucleotides. RefSeq names its product nucleolin 2 (gene Nopp140). Bases 125 to 2089 code for a protein of 654 amino acids. The record is from RefSeq and is a predicted model, not a curated record. The transcript has 4 exons. Gene Ontology annotation, cellular component: nucleoplasm; nucleolus. NCBI's taxonomy places the organism in Eukaryota, Metazoa, Arthropoda, Insecta, Hymenoptera, Formicidae.